Messenger RNA from Sphaerulina musiva SO2202, 1496 nucleotides. RefSeq lists its product as uncharacterized. Bases 14 to 1378 code for a protein of 454 amino acids. The record is from RefSeq and is a predicted model, not a curated record. Gene Ontology annotation, biological process: DNA-templated transcription. Gene Ontology annotation, molecular function: zinc ion binding; DNA binding. Lineage: Eukaryota; Fungi; Ascomycota; Dothideomycetes; Mycosphaerellales; Mycosphaerellaceae. The transcript has a single exon.
CUUCGCAGUGACGAUGGCAGUAUGCGCUCUCGUGUCGGCACGUGUCCGAGACGGGGCAGUCUUCAGUCCGCGCUGGGAUGUCUCAAGCUUGCGAGAGCCGCCACCAGAUAUCUACUACAAGGAAGCUAUUUGGCAGCUCGGGAGUGAGACUGCAGUGGGCGAUAUCAAUAACCUACGUACUCAUGCAAUUCUGGCACUCGCAGCGAUUCAAGAUGGCAAGGUUCGUGAUAUGCACGAACAUCUUGGUCGAUACCACACCAUCGUUGCCGCCGGAGGACUCCACGACGAAGUCAAUUGGCCUAAGAAUAUUGGUAUAGUGGAAAAAGAAGAACGUCGGAGACUGUUCUGGUCGGUCUACACUCUGGAUAUCUUCACAUCCAUCGUUUGGGGAGGUGUCAUCCGAUCGCGAGAGUAUCAGUCCAGCGUGUCCUACCCAACUGAAGCCGAUGAUGACAUGUUCGACGAUGCUGGGUUCGCAAGCAUCACAGUACCGAAUGGUCAGCCGGAUACAUCGCCUGGCGCUCUUCAUUCGGACUCUGGUGCUAUCAGCUGGAUUGCAGGACGCAAUAUCGUCAUUGAUCUCUAUCGAGUGCUGGAACAUAUCAUGAUGCGGCUUUGUGCUCGCAACAGCCGUGCUCAGAGACAAACACUCAUCGACGAAGUCUUGCAUGCGUCGGACUCUCUGUCACAAGAAGCGGUUCUUGCAAGCGUGAUGCAGAUGCAUGCCAACCUGCCACAGUGUUUCAAGACGACUAAUCCCAUCACCUCCAAACCCCGACUGGACAGAUUCGGAUUCCAAGCGGCAGACAUCAUCGCCACGGUGCAGUUGCUGCGAAUGGUUCUACUGUCUGCCACGGGUGCGAGCAUUGCCGAAAAGUGCCAAAUCGCGAACGAGGUGGUGAGUGCCUUCAUCGCCAUACCGACCGCUUACCACCACGCCAUCAGCGUUCCAUUACUGUUCCAUCUCGGCGUGAUCGGACAGAUACUCGCCACCACUCUGGGACAAACGCUGAGUGAGAUUGAUUACAACAACAUCCGCGGCGUCAUGAUGGCUAUGAUUCAACUGCUUUCCAGCUUGGAAGGUUUGCACGCCAGCAAAGGCGCCAGUCAGCGGCUCAGAGACCAAAUCACACGCAUUGAUGAGUACAUGACGCUGCAAAGGCACAGGACCAGCAAAGUGCAACAUAUUCGCUCAGAAGCUACAAACUCGAUGCCUCGGCCAGAACCGGAGACGGUCUACGCUACCACGUUAUCUCCUUAUAGCUCUCGAGCGAUGGACGAAAACAUGGAUCUAUCUCCAUUUCAACUCCCCUCUGAGAUUUUGGGCGAUUUGGAUCAAAUUUUCGAUUUCUCGCAGGUACCGUGGAACAUGACCUGAAUGACGAGUUUCUUUUCGUGUGUGGGACAUCUUGGACCACGCUUCAAAUUUUGUUGUUAAAUACCUUGCCAUUCACAAUAUUCACCAGCUCCGAGACUGGCUCCAGGACGUCUUGUCC